Messenger RNA from Peronospora matthiolae, 231 nucleotides. The record is from the annotation of a GenBank genome assembly. NCBI's taxonomy places the organism in Eukaryota, Oomycota, Peronosporomycetes, Peronosporales, Peronosporaceae.
AUGUCCAAUUUGACAGGACGAGCAAAGACUUUGGCCUUUAAGAUCAAGCUUCACGACCCAAACGUGUUUGAGUCGUUAGAGACCUUGAAGUCUCGGCUCAAAGAGACGUUUGAGCCGCCGCGAGCCGAGUUCAGAGCACGCUCUGCGCUCUUGCGGCUCAAGCAAGGUAAGCGUGAUGUGCUCGCUUAUGCACAACACCUGUGCUACCUUGCGUGUAGCGCCACGGAAUAA